Messenger RNA from Lobosporangium transversale, 1185 nucleotides. RefSeq lists its product as hypothetical. The record is from RefSeq and is a predicted model, not a curated record. Lineage: Eukaryota; Fungi; Mortierellomycota; Mortierellomycetes; Mortierellales; Mortierellaceae. Gene Ontology annotation, molecular function: ATP binding; D-alanine-D-alanine ligase activity; metal ion binding. The transcript has 7 exons. Bases 1 to 1185 code for a protein of 394 amino acids. Gene Ontology annotation, biological process: peptidoglycan biosynthetic process.
AUGCCGGCCACUGUCGCGCGUGCAGCUAUCCGCAUCCUACGGCCUACACAAAGCCGUCGCAAGCUCUCUGGAGGAAGUGUGCAUCACCAGUUGCCACUGGAACUGGACCCUACUGAUCCUAUCACACUCUCGAAUGAGUUUGACCGAACACAGUCAAUACAGGACCUGCGUGGUCAGCUUGAGAAGGCAGGCUUUACAGAUAUUGAAGUGAUCCCAGUUUCAUUGGAAACAAUUGACACUGUAGUCGACCGCCUGGAGAAGGAGAUGAAAUCAAAGCAGCAGCAUGGACAGGAGCUCAUUGUUUUCCAACUCUGCGAUGGCACGGAGUUGGACGGUUAUCCUGGUGUGUCUAUAAUAAAGGCACUUGAAAAGUACAAUAUUCCUUUUACCGGCUCAGACUCUGCAUUCUAUAUCAUAUCAAGCUCCAAGCCGGUCUUGAAGCGCGAAUUACAAGCGGCCCAGGUACCAACUUCCUCGUUUAAAGAGUUUGCGAACCCGCCUCAGAUGGAGGAUUUGCAGGACAUUAUCAAAGAAAUUACUUUUCCCAUGAUUGUCAAGCCUUCCAUCUCUUAUGCUUCUAUCAACAUCUCGCUGAAAUCAGUUGUCCAUACGCCUGAGGAGGCCUUUCUUCCCAAAGAAGGGGGGUUACAUCUGGAUCAGAUUGACAUCGAGACACCUACGGUAUUUGUGGAAAAGUUCCUUACAGGCCGUGAGUUCACAGCUUUGGUCGUCGGUGAUGAGGAUUGGGGGGUGAGAGUAUAUCCUGUUGCUGAACGUGUUUUCGCUCCAAAUUUGGAUAAGUUUGCACGACUCCUAUCCUUUGACCAAUACUGGGAUGGAUAUACAUUGGAGGGUGGAAAUGGUAAGGAUGAUGGCUUUUGUAAGUAUGAGAUGGCUGAAAUGGCGUGGCAGAAGCCUUUGCAGGAGGUGGCCAAAAAUGCUUAUCUUGCUCUGCAAGGAAGUGGUUAUGGAAGAGUUGACAUUCGCACAGUGGAUAUGGACAAAUGUGAGCCUUUCGUACUGGAGGUCAAUGCCAACUGUGGUUUAUCAUUUGAAAAAGACUCGUCCUCGUUGGCUAACAUAUUAAUUAUGUCCAAAAUUGCAGCUCCUGGGUUUGUGUGCGAUUUACUUGAUCAUGCACUGCAACGCAAUAAACGCCUGAACAACGUAUGCUUACACGAAUAG